Nematocida homosporus is the source of this 219-nucleotide messenger RNA. RefSeq lists its product as uncharacterized. The coding region runs from base 1 to 219 and encodes 72 amino acids. NCBI's taxonomy places the organism in Eukaryota, Fungi, Microsporidia. The transcript has a single exon. The record is from RefSeq and is a predicted model, not a curated record.
AUGACCGAGACUGAGAAGCGAAUACAAAGUCCCGUACAGGCCUUCAAAGAAACAACUCUUCCUGAAGAGGAAAAGACCAACCGAGUGGCCGAACUAGCCAGACAAUUAGAAAAGACUCUUGAUGUAAAUCACUUUCUGAACACUCGUUUUAAUCGGCACAAUCAUUCAUUAUGUGAGAGAUUGCGCAAGGAGCGAGAGGCCGCGAAGAAGGAAGAGUAG